CCUCUCUCGUCAGCUCGGUGUCCCGGCCGGGCGGCCGAGUCCGCGCGGCGCUGGAUCCCGGGACACCCUCCCUGUCUCCCUCCUGCGGUCGGCGGUCCGCCCGUCGCGCCCGGUCCCCGCGUUCCCGGCCCCAGUCUCCAUCCCCCGCCUGGUUUCCCCCCACCCCCCAGCCCCUUGCGCUCCGGGUCGCAGCCGUUUCCUUCCCUUGGACGUCGCAACGCCGCCGGCGCCUCUUUCUCCCGACCCCUUCCUCCCUCCAUCGCUGUCUUUCCCAUGUCCCCCCGGGGUGAGGCGCGGGCUUUCCCGGCCUAGGGGCGAGCAUAUCCCGAGUGGGGUGCUCGGCCUGGAGCGAUUCCCCGUCGCCUUGGCCAGGAUGACAGUGGACUCAAGCUUGGGGUGGAGGCCACCCCUGCUUGGGUGUUCCCAGCCAGGCCUAGGAUGGCUUUGUUCAUCUCUCGUGGGGCUUGCUUUGGCCUUAACGGGGGAUGUUUGAACCAUUUGCGCCUGAGAGGCAAAGACCAGCUUUUAGGUUUUUGCUGUAGACGGAAUAAACCAAGCAACUUCUCAUUGAGAGCCUGAAGGAACAGUGUGUGUGUGUGUGUGUGUGUGUGUGUGUGUGUGUGUGUCUAGGAACCACUGGGGUUGAAGAAGCAGCUGAGUAAAUGUAGAGUAAAAUGAAUUGUCUUCAAAAUGCACCACCACCAAGGUCUUCCAAUUGAAAAAUGCCAAGAGAAAUCGAGUCUGUUUCUCCUGCCAGUGUUGGGGAUCCAACCCCAGGACUUCACACAUGGUAAUCAGGAGCCUCAAAAUGUUUGCCAAAGCAACAAGGAAUUUUCUUAAAGAAGUUGAUGCUGGUGGUAACCUGAUUUCAGUGUCAAACUUGAACGACUCUGAUAAGUUACAACUUCUAAGUCUGGUUACCAAAAAGAAGAGAUAUUGGUGCUGGCAAAGACCCAAGUACCAGUUUUUGUCUGUCACCCUUGGAGAUGUACUCACAGAGGACCAGCUUCUGAGUCCAGUGGUCGUGGAGUCAGACUUCGUGAAGUAUGAGGGCAAGUUUGAAAACCACGUGAGUGGGAGCCUUGAGACCGCUCUGGGCAAGGUCAAGCUGAACGUGGGAGGCAAAGGCCUGGUGGAGAGCCAGUCUUCCUUCGGAACUCUGAGAAAGCAGGAGGUGGACUUGCAGCAGCUCGUCAGAGACUCUCUGGAGAGAACAAUAAACCUGAAAAACCCCAUGCUCCAGCAGGUGCUAGAGAGAAGGAAUGAGGUCCUGUGUGUCCUGACGCAGAAGAUCGUGACAACGCAGAAGUGUGUGAUAUCUGAGCAUGUUCAGAUUGAGGAGAAGUGUGGUGGCGUGGUAGGGAUCCACACCAAGAUAGUGCAGGUGUCAGCGAUGGAGGACGGGAAUAUCAUGAAAGACACCAGUGUGGUGCUAGAGAUCCCGGCAGCCACCACCAUUGCCUAUGGCAUCAUUGAGUUAUACGUGAAACAGGACGGCCGGUUUGUAUUCUGCCUCCUCCAUGAGAAGCACGGUGGCUUCGAGCAGGAGCCGAGAUCUGACCUUGCCUCUCUGGACCAUCUGGCCUAUCGAGAGUUUGUUUUCAUGGACGUGCCGGAUGCCAGUCAUGGAGUGUCUUCCCAGGACGGACUGUUCAGUGUUUUAAAACAAGGAACUCUGCCACUGGAGAGGAAUUUCCAUCCCUUCACGGAGCUGCCAGAGCCGCAGCAGAUGGCUCUGCGCAACCUCCUGCAGGUGGUCCUGUUUGAUGAAGAACUCUUGGUGGUCCUGGAGCAAGUGUGUGACGACAUAGCUGGCGGCAUCUGGUCCCUGCAGGCAGUGCUGGCAAUGGAGGAGUUGAAGCACCCUCAGCAGCAGAACGUCAAGGACUUCUUGCAUCUGGUGGGAUGCAGGAUACAAGGGGAUUGUCCUGGCCCUGAAGAUGAAGUCAGCAACCAGAAACUCUUUGCAACAGCCUACUUCCUGGUCAGUGCAUUAGCAGAAAUGCCAGAUAAUGCUGUAGCUCUGCUGGGCAUUUGCUGUAAACUCCAGAUUAUUCCUAUACUGUACCACUUGCUUCGUGCUUUAUCUGAUGAUGGAGUAUGUGAUCUUCAAGACCCAACUUGGGCUCCUCUGAAAGACACAGAAAGGUUUGGGGUUGUGCAGCGCCUGUUUUUUGCCGCCGACAUUAACCUGGAGCAAGAGCACUCAUCUGUGAAAGCCUCCAUCCUGAAGGAUCCUCAUAUCUUUCCUCUAAUUCUUUAUAUUACUCUGAAUGGACUCUGUGCUUUAGACAGAGAACAUUAGAAAUGUCUUGUCAAACAAAAGUACAUGUAACUGGCCAAGGCUGGGUGUUUUUCAGAAUUAAAAUACUUUGGAAUUUAGGUCUGGUGUAUCUUAAAAGUUGAUCAGUGAAAUGAAUUACAAGGUACUUUGUAUAGUGGUGUUUUUCUGCACUGUGAAUACCAUCAGGCUCUUUACAUGGUUUCUUUGUUUCAGAAGCCUUCUCCUGCCGGUAAAUGAUGAACGCCUGGUAUCCAAGGUAGACACUAGUACCUGAAGAGCUGUAUGGGGGGGGGGGGUGAGAUUUUGAGCAGUUGUACCCUUAGACUUGUUUUCUGCAGAAUGAAUCCACCUAUCAUUUUCUUAUACCUUCUACUUUGUUAUACAAAAACAGAGGAUCCCAACACUUUAACCUAUAAAAUUCAUUUUAAAUUGUGAAUGCUGUAGCAAGGCCGCUUCUCUUCAUAGAAUCUACAUUUUGGAUGUGCAUGCUAUGUAACUGGUGACUGAAAAAUGUAUAAAUGCUACUAAAGAUAUAUGUAUAUGAAAGAGUUGCUGGCCCAGAUGGAACACUGUAACCAGAAAAGGCUGCAGCUAAACUCCUCCCCUCCCUGCCCCCUAUGGACUUGACUGUAACCCUAUAUCCCCAUCCUUAAGAAUCUGUGCGCCAAUGAGAUACCUGUGCAUCUCUAAUGGCCUUAGGGCGCUGCCCUAAGCUUAGGCUAUUUAGAUGCCCCCAUGCCAUGUGUCCGAGACAGUUCACCAGAGAGAGUUCGCCAGAGAGAGAGAGCUCGCCGCAUUCCAGCGGCCAGCGCCGGCCCAGCGCGCCAGUCUCCACUCCUCGUGUUCCCGGAGACACCACCGGCCCCGGGUGCAGAGAUGCUGCGCCCCAGGCCGGCAGCGGGGGGGCCCCCUCCCCGCAUUCCCGGAAUAAAGUCACCGCUGCCCACUACUUUCACGGCCGUCUGCUCCAUACCUCCCACGGACUUCUUUCUCUCUCCUUCUCUCCCUUCUCUCAGACCUAACAGUAUGUAUCUGCAAAACCAAAUUAUACUAAAAAUCUAAUAGUGAAACACUUCAAGAAGUCUAGCUAUAUCAAAGCAUAGCAAGAUCAAAUGAUAAACAUUAAUUCUAAGUCUAGAACAAUGUAUUGGUCUUAUGCAUUUUAGUAAUUUAAUUUGCCAAAAUUAAUUUUUAAUCAAAGGGAAAUUUGAAUUGUGUAUAUUUUGGUUUUUAUUGUUCUGACAUCCUUCUAUUACAAAUGGCUUGGACUGUCUCCCUAGGGCCUCUGAAUCCACUGAUCUGCCGUCCAUCAGGGCCUGAAGCACUGGAGAUGAAGAGCAGUAAUGGUUGGAAAGAAGCAUGUUACUCAACACUUGUUGUUUUAUCUCAGCAUCACCUGCUCUUUCUUCCAGUUUUUAAUAAGCAUUAACAAGGAGGAAAUCAAACAAUCCUUUCAUCACAUUUUAAAAAUGACUUGGUCUUAUGUAAAUACUAUUAUGUAUGUGUGUAUGUAGAGGAGAAGAAUAUAAAGCAGUGGCCACUGUACAAAAAAAUUAUACACAAAUUGGAAAAAAAAUUUUGGUCUCAUUUUAUGAAGUAAAAUUAAAAAAAUGUGAAGUAAAAUUAAAAAAUAGUCUGAUGUUCUGUAA
Molecule: messenger RNA, 3933 nt
Organism: Cavia porcellus (domestic guinea pig)
Lineage: Eukaryota; Metazoa; Chordata; Mammalia; Rodentia; Caviidae
Gene: Gsdme
Product: gasdermin E
Exons: 10
Coding region: 788-2305 (505 amino acids)
Biological process (GO): programmed cell death
Cellular component (GO): cytoplasm
Source: RefSeq, a predicted model, not a curated record